CCUAAAUCGAUCUUGUCCUUUCGUCACUGUUCUUCGUAGCGGUCAUGGUCCGGCUGAUCACCCACAAUUUACUUGCAUGCCACGUUAAAGGAUGCACUACAAAUAAUUUUCCACUCGUAUUCCAAGAUGUCCAAGUCGAACUUCAAAAGGCGGAAUUCAACCCAGACUUCAUCCGGAAUAUGUUGUCUCGAUUGGAAUGGACUGCGCUGGUAAAUGCUGCGAAGCAGGUCGGAGACACAUCGCUGCCUCUAGAAGAGCCAGACAUGAUGGACGACGAGCUACUUCUGAAACUUCAUCACGUUUUGAUGGAGAUUCACGUUACUGAUGGUGCGAUGGUCUGUCAAAAUUGUAGCCAUGUAUACCCCAUAUCUAACGGGAUCCCAAACAUGUUAUUGGCCGAGCACGAAAUUGGCUAAAUCCUGAAUAAAAAAAUUGUAGUUGCCCUGAGAUCUUGCUGAGUGAAAUGAGGCCCUAACCGUUGGACUCCUCUUGAACUCAGCGCUCAGCAUCUAUACAUCUACCGUGACCUUCAGGAGAAGGGCGCAGCCUUUAUGAUAAGUUACUUCUAGACCUUGAUAACAUUGAUGCGGUCUCUUAGUUUGUGUGAACACUAGUGUAAGUCGAUUGACUGUUACUGUUAUACACGUGUGCACUUGUGGAUCACAUGGGUGGAUCACAUGGAAGCUAGAACGUGGAUGCUACAUCUUGUC
Molecule: messenger RNA, 710 nt
Organism: Suillus clintonianus
Lineage: Eukaryota; Fungi; Basidiomycota; Agaricomycetes; Boletales; Suillaceae
Exons: 4
Coding region: 45-416 (123 amino acids)
Biological process (GO): tRNA methylation; peptidyl-glutamine methylation; rRNA (guanine-N7)-methylation
Molecular function (GO): protein heterodimerization activity
Source: RefSeq, a predicted model, not a curated record